AAGGAAAGAAGUGUCAGCUGAGAAAUAAUUAUUAUUACAAUAUUUUAGAGUAUACUAAUUAAUAUGAAAGAUACAUAAACAUGUAAAUUAUAGAUAGAUAGCUUGUUAUAAGGUGACAGAUGAGGACAAAGAGCGAGGAAGAGGACAGUAGAGUCAUCUAGGGAACACAAUCUUCACUAGUCAGUCCUCCUCCUCCACCUACUGCCAACUAGUAAAUAUUAAACCAUUAAUGAUUAUGCCAUCUUGGUAGUUACCGUGGCAGCUGAAGUUUUAAGUUAUUAUGUAAUACUCAGCAAGAAUUGACAGUUGAGUAAGACAACCAUAAUGACAUCGUUUAUGCCUAAUAUGAGUUGUGGACCGUGCCUCUACUGUAACGCCACAUCACAGGACGCCCCGGAGGAGCUUCUCCGUUGUGACUUGUGUCGACGGAGUGCACACGUAUUAUGCCUCAGAUCGGGCACGCCAGACGGAGUUCUCUUGGGGGAUAAUUUCUUUAACUUCACCUGCUCCAUGUGUCAUCAAAGUGGCCAGGACACCACUGUUAGAGCCAGAUUAAAUAUCCCUCAGAUACUGCUGCUGGUGCUGUACAACUUACACAAGACUGAGACCAACACUGCUCGUAGUGGCUUCUUUCACUGGAAGAUCCAUAUUUAUAACUUUAUCAGCCAUCACUGGAAGGAAAUAUUUGGACCAGAAAGUCGUAAAAAGAAGAAAAAAGUGUUGCAAGCUUCGCUGAGCGGGCAACUUAAUAAUUAUGGAAAGUACUUCAUAAGUGGCUAUGAGACCUUGCGAGACGGAGGCUGGUACAGACUAGCAUUUGUUCUUCCACCGGCCCAACUCAUUCAGCGGCAAGUGGCGGAGAAACGUGUAGUGGCUUCUGUAGGUAAUGCCGACCCAGUUAGAUCCAGAAGGAGAAAAAUAUCAAAGGAUGAUUUGUCUAAGGAGACUCCUCACAUUAAGGAAGAGCCUAUAGAAGAAUCAGUGAGUUCUGGUGAUGUUUCAUUUGACAGCCCUGACGACUCCUCUCGGGGCUCGUGGUUCACAGAGAAAGACGUGCUCAAACCCCACGCCUGUCCGCCUCAGGCACUCUUUGAUAGUGAAGAGGAGGAUGAAAAGCACGUGACAAUGAAGGAAGAGGUGAUGGUGAAGAAGGAAGAAGCUGAUAUUGAGUUUGUAGGGGUAAAAGAGGACAAACGAGAUGGUGUAGGGAAAGAAGACGAAGGUGACGCAGAGUUUCUUGAUGUAGACGGAAGUGAAAGCGAAGUGCCACAAAAUAAUAGAGUGGAGACACAGCCAUCCAUAGAGCCACGAUCUUGUGCCCAGGCUUCUCUCUUCACCAGGACCAUCUCUACCGCUGCCUCUAUGUUGAUGGAACACUCAGCACUCUCCAGAGAACUUACCACAGAAAACGUGCGAGCGUUAAGUGGCUAUGAGGAACAACAGCUGCUGCACCAGCUAGAAGAACUACAAGAGUCCGGGCCUCUACCACCUGACCUGCAUCGUUUACGUCGGAAACUUGCCGUCAGGUCUGAGAAGCCCAACCAGUCUGAGUUGUAUGUUUCACAAAGCGAAUACAAGCACGGCAAAGGUGCCAUAAGAGCAUCUCCCAUAACAGAGUAUGAGAAGGAGUACUUGAUAAAAAUUGUCAAGGAAUUCCAGGGGAUAAUUGAUGAUAAAUCGACGAGUUUUGUUGCCGUGUCUAAAAAGGCGGCAGUUUGGCAGGACAUUGCUGCCCGCUUCAAUGCUGCCACAGGAUACAGCAAGUCUUCUCAGCAAGUACGAAAAAUUUGGGAAAAUAUCCGUAAUAGAGCGAGGAAAUAUUAUAUGCGCUUGAAGGAGCACCAGAGUCAGACAGGAGAAGAGCUUCCACUGGGUCUUGUGGACCGCCUCAGUGCUCAGGUCCUUCCUCUUAUUGAGAAGGAGUUGGAGCCUCAAGAUAAUACAAUGGACCCGGAUGCAAGUCUCCAUGUUGAAGCUAUUCUGCAUGAUUCCGAUGCGAAUGACAGCUCGUCCUCACUCAUUAACAACACACACAUAACUCUUCCUUGUCCGGAGGUGACACCAGUAAUUAUAGAGAGAGCUGAACUAGAAGGUUCAACAAGUAAAGUUGAUCUUAGUCUUGUGAACCAUAGUUUACCUGAGCAUGAUAGAACAUCUUCUGUGAAGAGAAAAAUGGUGCCCAGAAAAGGAAAAGCGUAUGAUGCGGCGCUAAAAUUUAAUGCUAAGCGUAACAAAAGACGCCUGGAACUUGAUCAGGCUGUUCAUGAUGAACAACUUAAACUCAUUGAGAUUCAAAAGUGUUAUUAUGAAGAACAUCAUAAGCGGCAAAUGCAAGUUCUUGAAGAGCAAAGAAUUGCGGCGGACCGUCAACACCAGCGACAGCUGCAGGUCCUUGAGUCACAGAAGAACGCAGCCGACCUUGAAAGAAAAUAUUGGGAACUGAAACUUAAAGAUUUAGAAAAGACUUGAGUAUGGAGAAAAAAAUUAUUUAUCUUCUAAGACCAAAAUUUAUUGUAUGUUAUAUCUAGACAUUAUGUUUUAUAUGACAACAGUAUUUUAUCUAACUGACUCAAUUUCUUUGAAGGAAAAAUCGUUUUGUUACUGUGCUUUUUAUAUGAAGAAAACCUUAAAUUAAUAUUUUGUACAAGCCUUCCCAUGUUAUACACCUGUGUGGUUCAAACACAACCUUGUUUACACACUGUACAUUUUAACUGCCCUCCAGACACAUAUUGAAUUACCUUAAUGUAAUCAAAUAGUUCUUUAUAUAUAUACAGAUUAGAAAUAAUUCCCUAAUCUUUCCAUUUUUCUUAUAAUUAUCUAAUAUGGUAAAUUUUAUCCUGUUUAUAGAAGUGUUGUUCUUUGGUAAGAAUACAUUGUUAAGUCAUGUGAGCUGAUGGUUAGUGUAGGGAUCCCGAGCCUGUAGGGGACGUCCUCAGGAGGCGGUGACUUUCUCGCUCUGAAUAAGGCCAGUCACUGUUACAUGUCGUUUGGUGUCUCACAUUGUUGGGGUGUGGAGGUCGUGGUCUCACCGUCGAGGUUAUACAAAAUCUACCACAUUUUUUUUUGUGUUGUAUGGAAAUUGCUGUAGCUUAUUUACAUCUUUUAUUUUUCUUGGGGUUUUUGGUCCUUAAACAUUGACAAUAGAAGCUCACUUGAGUAAUGUACUGUCAGAAACUUCUACUUUAACCCUACACUUGUGUUCAUGUUAAAUCUAUGCAGCACCUUAGCAAAGUUUUAUAAUGUGUCUCUUCAAAUUUCACAAAAUGGCAGUGUUGUUGUGUUGUAGGGUAGCAGGUGUAGGCUAGCAGGUGUAGGCUAGAAGUUGUAGGCUAGCAGGUGUAGACUAGCAGGUGUAGGGUAGCAGGUGUAGGGUAGCAGUUGUAGGCUAGCAGGUAUAGGGUAGCACAUAUAUCACUAAUUCGAAGUUCUGGCUUUGAUCACUUAAGUUGGAACCUUUGCCAAGCUUCUAGGUCCUUUAGCCUCUGCAUACUCAAUACCCAAUGGAUUAUUGAUAGUAUACAGUACAGUGGAGUUGAUGCACAAAUUAAGAUCAAAGAGAAAAAAUGACAAUGAUGAUUAGGAGAAGAAACUUAAGAUGAUGAAAAUGGAGAAGAGAAACUGCAAGAGGAAAUAAAUGAAACAUGAUAGACAUAAUGAAGAUGCCAAGAAGAUUAAUAUUGAUGAUAAUAGAAGGAGAUUAUUAUUAUGUAUUGUAACAUUCUAGAUACAGAUGGUAAUAAUGGAGACUUCAAAGGUUAAAGAAAUUGAAGUCAAGUACAGUAAGUCCUUGAUAUGUGCGAAGACCAUAUUCCUACCAGGAAUUUAAUUAAUGCAAGCAAAAUUCAGCCUUAUGCGAGAUGUCAUACUUUUUGAUAUGGAGUCCAACCCUGAUGACCCUGCAGAUGUCACUCCAACACAAUCACCCACUAUGUUAAGCCUCUACCACCACCUCCAUCAUCUCGUCUACCCAAGCUGAUGUAUCUGCUUUUAUUGAUAAGUACAAUAUUGUAUUGAUUUGUUUUAUGGUUUGUUUGUCUUGAAAUUGGGUCGAGAACAUUUUUAUUUUGGGUUUUGGAACGCAUCCUGUAUUUUCCCAUCUAACUAAGUAUUCAAUAUAUGCAUUUUCUGUUUAUGUGAGGGCUUUCAGGAAGGCAUCCUUUGCAUAUAUUGAUGACUUACUGUCUGGAUAUAUGACAUACUGUGGCUACCUCAAUAUAUUAUUAUUUUCUCUCCUUUCUGUCUUGGGUAAACCUAACGCAUGAAUGAGGAAUUAUGGAAAAGCAAUACCAAGUGUAAAAGACAAGGAGACUGACCUCCAGUAUUGUUGUCCAUCUUCCGUGUGUCCCUAAUUUUUAGUACGUACUGUACAAGUUACAAGGGUGGUGACACACACAAGAUGACUUGGCAGCAGCCUGUUAGAAACUAUUAAUUGGAUUGUAUUAUAUAUAGUUUUAAACCCUUGAUUGGUAUGUUAGUGAGGCAGACAGCAGUGUCACUUGUUGAAAACAUAUUGAUGUCUGUGACAAAUUUUUGGGAUUGGGUGAGUUUUUAAGUCCUUUUAUCAUAUAAGAGGACCAAGACAGUGAGGCCAGGUAACCCUCCACCAUACAAUAGAAUCUCUCACUUAGAACUGAAGGUGGUGAGUAUUGUAAUGUUUGAACACAUCUCAUCCACCCCAUUUACUUAGGAUUGGAGUGAGUUUGAUAGAGAUAGAUUUAGUGGAAUUGAAUACAUUUAGUAUUAGUAUUAACUUUAUUAUUUCUUGUUGUACUCUCCUAAGUCAAAAUACUUACUGCCAGAUAAUAGUCUUAUCUAUAAGCUUUUCACUUCUUCUAGAACCAACUUAAGCCCAAGAGGAGCUACAUUUUGUAUAUUAACCCUUAAAUGGCAGCGAUCAUCUGUGGAAGUUAGCUAUCAGGAUGGUGGUUAUCAUCUGUGGAAGUUUCAUGUUUCUUGUAUUUCAUUUUUGUGUUUAUAGGGGAGAGGGGGUAGUUGGUGAGUCAAUAGCUGCCAAUUAAGGGUUAGUGCCGUAAAAUAUUCCUCUUGAAUGGGCCUAAGUCCCACCUGCUAACCAUGUCUGAACCAUAACAUGCAUCUCUCUUAUUUUAUGUUGUGGUGUUUCAUGAAGAAUCUUAAACAGGUCAGGACAAAACUAGCCAUUUACAGUUUCUCACUUGAACUGACGAGUACAACCUACCUACCAGACGUGGAAUAGUUUUGUCCCGACCAUCUUCAAGUUUCAGACAAUAUUAUGGUGCUAUAAAAGAUUCUUAAGGUUUUGCAUAUAUACAAAUAGACAUGGAAUCAGGUGGGAGUUUUUAUUUAUUUCUUGUGUAUGAUAAGUUGGAGAGAAAAUUGUUUAUAAUGGGUAUUUUUGCUAAACAUUCCAUAUAUUGUCUUUACUGAGAGAAACUGGUGUAUGAAUGAUUUAAAAAAAAAAUCCUUCAUUAUUCAAAACAGGUACAGAAGAUAUCAGUCAGUAUUAUGAUUCAGUUAACGGCCUUUACCCGUCUCUUGAUGUCUCCUGAGCGACCCACUGAAGAUAAAAGGCUUCAUAUGAUCAGGUAUCCAAAGUUGAAAUGAUACUGUUUUUGGAGCUUGUGUAUGCAUGUAUGAGUGUAUGUAUGUAUGUAUGUGUGUGUGUGUAUGUGUUUGUGUACAAAGGAGAUAUUUAUAAUGUGUUAAUGGGCCCAAAAUCAGUAUUGUGCUGACAUUGAACCUGAUAAGACCCCUUCAGUAGGACUUAUACAAAAAUGUACAGUACUUUGCACACUCGAGAGGUUUAUAAUCCAUCCAAAAUUUUAAAAUAUCUUGUUGAUUGGCCAGUGUAGUAUGUGGUAAUUUGGGCAACUCAUCAAUAUGUUCCGAGAUGUAGAAUUUUAACAUCUUAACCUAAAGGGAGUUUUGUUGUGCAUCAUACUUUAAGUGUUUCUUCAGAGCCACAGAUAGCGAGAGUUUGGCCAACUAGACAUCAUGUUGUUACUCACUGUGUGGAAAGUCUUCUUGGGCAGAGGAGCUGCAGCUGUUGUUCUUGGACUGCCUCGCACACAACGAUUGGAUUUAUAAGUAAUAUCACAUUAUUUAGAGAAACUUUUUUUAAUGAGAGGGUUAUUAUAUUAUUACCAAAUUGAUAAUUAUAAAUAUACAAUACUGUAUAUUAUAUACAAAGUAAAUGCAUAUUAAUCAGUAAGUCAUGCCAGCAAAGUUUUAUUAAACAUAAUUUUAAGUAGAAUAAAGCUUAGAAUAGAAAGUGGGUUAUGUGAAGAGCAAAAUUGAUUUAGAAAGUGAAACGGAACUAGAUAAGUUAUAUUUGGUUUUAGAAAUUUGAGUGAAAGGGCUUUAGAGGUCCAAAUAAAUUUGAAUAUCAGCUUUGUUGAUUUUGAAAAAGCUUGAGAUUAGAUAAAGCACAAUAAACUUAUAGAGAUCUUGGAAAAGCUAGGCACAAAGAUUGGAGAUACUAUAAUUUUAAAGAAUCUUUACUAAUUUUGAUAUUGAAAAAGUAUUUUUAGCCACGAAAAUACUGAUACAGAGUGGACAUUAAUAACAAUAUUGAUAUAGCUGAACCAUUUGAGAGCCUGAGCUCUCUUACUGGCAACAAGAGGCUGCAGUGUUCGUAAAUAAUGAACAGUAUCUGCACUGACUCUAUGCUUGCUGAACUGUAUAACUGCAUAGUUUAUAAACAUACUUAUCUUAUUGUAAACAUAUAUCACAAUCUUACUGAUUAAAUAGUAUCAUCAUCAUCAUCAUCAUCAUCAUCCUUUACAGUACGAACACAAACUUCAUCAUCUGAAUAACAACACAGCACUCUUGUAUCACGGGACCAGCUCAACCAUUCAGGUUCAUUCACCGGGUUGACUGAACUCUCGAUCUACGGCACUGGGUUUUUUGUUGUACAUCUUACCUUAAGGGGGGUUUGUUGUACAUCCCAGAAAUGUUGAUAGGUGCCAGACCACACAAAUAGUCUUUCUGGUUUAACUUAUGAAUGUUCCUUUCAGCCCAACAAGUACAAUACCCGGUGUGGAUCUAGUGGGGAUGGUGAAAGAGGCCGCAUUCCUCAGGUUUUUCCAUUGUUUUUGUUUUGUAUGUCAUGAAAACUUUUUAUAUGUGACUUUUAUGUAACUUCUUUUUGCAGAAUUCAAUAAAUAUAUUGAUUUAAA
This is a messenger RNA of Homarus americanus (American lobster), 7157 nucleotides long. RefSeq names its product cysteine-rich protein 2-binding protein-like. The transcript is spliced from 11 exons. The coding region runs from base 325 to 2469 and encodes 714 amino acids. Gene Ontology annotation, molecular function: acyltransferase activity, transferring groups other than amino-acyl groups. NCBI's taxonomy places the organism in Eukaryota, Metazoa, Arthropoda, Malacostraca, Decapoda, Nephropidae. The record is from RefSeq and is a predicted model, not a curated record.